GGCAAGAAGCAUCUUCUCAAGAACAUUCAACGUCGUCGAUCAUCACCACAAUCCAACCAAACUUGCACUAGUAGUAGCUGCAGCCAAAGCCAAGGGUCACCUACUGAGGUUGGAGGAGAGAUAGAGAAACUUAGGAAAGAGCGGCGUGCAUUGAUGGAGGAAAUGGUUGAGCUUCAGCAGCAAAGCAGAGGUACAGCUCGCCACGUUGACUCUGUGAACCAGAGUCUGAAAGCUGCAGAGCAACGUCAGAAGCAGUUGCUCUCUUUCUUGGCUAAGUUGUUUCAGAACCCUGGUUUCUUGGAACGCCUCAAUAACCUCAAAGGAAGAGAAAAAGGAGCACUCGGAUUGGAAAAGGCGACAAGGAAGUUCAUCAAGCACAAACAGCAGCAGCCUCAGGAUUCUCCAACAGCAGGGGAGAUG
Molecule: messenger RNA, 420 nt
Organism: Camelina sativa (false flax)
Lineage: Eukaryota; Viridiplantae; Streptophyta; Magnoliopsida; Brassicales; Brassicaceae
Source: RefSeq, a predicted model, not a curated record